Solanum lycopersicum (tomato) is the source of this 1052-nucleotide messenger RNA. Its product is annotated as probable glutathione S-transferase parC. The record is from RefSeq and is a predicted model, not a curated record. Gene Ontology annotation, biological process: glutathione metabolic process. Gene Ontology annotation, molecular function: glutathione transferase activity. Gene Ontology annotation, cellular component: cytoplasm. Lineage: Eukaryota; Viridiplantae; Streptophyta; Magnoliopsida; Solanales; Solanaceae.
UUUAUCACUUGAUUCAUUUAUUCAAAACAACGACAUUUUCAAUGCCCAUCUUGGAAGUUCAGCCCAAUCAGAAUAUUACUUUGGAAAUUCAGAUUCUUGCCUUUAUAUAAAGCCCAGCAUGUACCAAUCAUCAAAUUAAACAGAAAAUAAAUAAUUGAAAACUUUAUCAAAAAUGUCAAAAGAUGAUGAAUUGCGUUUAUUGGAUUUCUGGGCAAGCCCAUUUUGCAUGAGGGUGAAAAUUGCUCUAUCUGAAAAAGGUGUAGCCUAUGAAUCUCAACAAGAAGACUUAUUUGGUGGUAAAAGUGAUAUGCUUCUCAAAUCUAACCCAAUUUAUGAAAAAGUUCCAGUUUUGUUGGAUAAUGGAAAGCCAAUUGUUGAGUCCAAUAACAUUGUGUAUUAUAUUGAGGAUAAGUAUCCUUCUACGAACCCUUUGUUGCCUUCUUGUGCUUAUGGACGCUCCCGUGCACGUUUCUGGGCAGACUUCAUCGACAAAAAGAUAUUUGAAGGAGGAAUGUGCAUAUGGAAGAGCAAAGGUGAAGAACUAGAGAUUGCAAAGAAAGAUUUCAUAGAAAUCUUGAAGAAGCUUGAAGGAGCCAUGGGUGACAAAGAUUUCUUUGGAGGAGACAACUUUGGGUAUGUUGAUGUUAUAGCCAUUGCCAUGACAUCUUGGUUCCAUGCUUACGAGGUUUUCGGAGAUUUUAAGGUUGAACAAGAGUGUCCUAAAUUUGGCUGCUGGAUGAAGAGAUGCCUUGAGAGGGAGAGUGUUUCUAGUGUCCUUCCAGAUCCUGAAAAGAUCUAUCAGUGUGUUGUCAUGCUUAGGAAGAUGCAUGGCAUUGAAUAGGACGGGUUCUGUUGAUUCAACUGCGAUACAUACAUGUACUAAAGGAAAAAAUGAAAUAAAUAAAUGUCUAUGUAUUAAUAAUUAUUCUGAACUCGCGAAUACUAGUACUUAGAUUCGCCUCAGAUGUAACAUGCAUGAAUAACAGAUCAGUUAUUUUUGAUGUGUUGCAAGAAAAUCUAAACUGGGCCACUCCUUGCUGAUUUGGGCCUUA